Molecule: messenger RNA, 2689 nt
Organism: Neofelis nebulosa (Clouded leopard)
Lineage: Eukaryota; Metazoa; Chordata; Mammalia; Carnivora; Felidae
Product: zinc finger protein 226-like
Exons: 6
Coding region: 253-2673 (806 amino acids)
Biological process (GO): negative regulation of transcription by RNA polymerase II
Cellular component (GO): nucleus
Molecular function (GO): RNA polymerase II cis-regulatory region sequence-specific DNA binding; DNA-binding transcription repressor activity, RNA polymerase II-specific; DNA-binding transcription activator activity, RNA polymerase II-specific
Source: RefSeq, a predicted model, not a curated record
ACUUCCGCCCCAUGAGGACGCCGUAGCAGCCAUCUUUUCUCUGAUUGUAGGGUUUCGGGUCUGCUGUUCACGACCCGUUCAAACUUCCCCGGAACGCCCCCGGGGCCAGCAGCCACCAGCCUUUCACUGGGAGAGAAAGAGGAGCAGCGGCUAAAAACGGAGCCCUGACUUCUCAAAAAGCACUGCAGGGAGGAGGCAACAGAGCCCCACUCUGUCUUCCUAGGAUUCUGUUUCUCCAGAAGGAAAGAGAAAAUGAGCUUGUUCAAGGAGGCAGUGACGUUCAGGGAUGUGGCAGUGGCCUUCACGGAGGAGGAGCUGGGACUGCUGGACUCUGCCCAGAGGAAGCUGUACCAGGAUGUGAUGUUAGAAAACUUCAGGAACCUGGUCUCCGUGGGACACCAAUCCUUGAAACAAGAUAAAUGGCGUAUAGAAAGAGAAGAGAAGCUUUGGUCGAUGAAGACUGCAGCCCAGAUGGAGAGAAAUGUGGGAGGGAACAGUCAAAGUGAGCUGAGGACUCUUCAAGACAGAGGACCACGUGAAGAGCUUUCCUGCUGGCAAAUCUGGCAACACAUCGCAAGUGACCUAACCAGAUGGCAGAACUCCAUGAGAAAUAGUUCUCAGUUUCACAAGCAGGGUGAUUCCCCCUGCCAGCUUGGAGCGGGACUGUCUAUUCAAAUUUCUGAAGAUGAGAACUGUAUGCUAAAUUGUAAAGUGGCUGGUCCCAGUGGUACUGAAAACUCAGAGUUUCCAAUUCUGAGAGUCCAGGACUCUUGGAGGAAAACGUCUUUGACUGAGUCGCAGAGUUAUCAGAACAGAUAUCAGCAAAUGUCCAUGAAAAAUCAUCUGUGUCGGUGUAAACGAGAUGUUGACGCGAUCGGUUGGAUUUCACAUCCCCUUAAUCAUGGAAUACACAGAAGUGACAAAUCUUAUUGCCACGAUGAUUAUGAGAAAGACGGCGUGAAGGUUUCAGCAUCGAACCAGGAUAGUGUGAUUCACACAGGACAGAAACCUUACCGAUGUAAUGAAUGUGAAAAAACCUUCAGUGACCUCUCCACCUUUGAUCUUCAUAAACAGUUACACUCAAAGGUGAAGCCUCAUACAUGUAGUGAGUGUGGGAAAGGCUUCCGUUAUAGCUCAGUUCUUCGUAUUCAUCAGAAAGUUCACAUGGGACAGAAAGGCUAUACGUGUGGUGAGUGCGGCAAGGGAUUCAGUCAGAACUCACUUCUGCAAACCCAUCAGAAUGUCCACACUGUAGAGAAGCCAUUCAGGUGUGAGGACUGUGGGAAAGCCUUUGGUCGUAGAUCAGCACUUACUGUUCAUUGCAAAGUCCACACAGGAGAAAAACCUUAUAGUUGUGAGGAGUGUGGGAGGGCCUUCAGUCAGGCCUCUCAUCUGCAGGACCAUCAGAGGGUCCACACUGGGGAGAAACCAUUCAGAUGUGAUGCGUGUGGUAAAAGCUUCAGUCGGAAUUCACAUCUUCAAUCCCAUCAGAGAGUCCAUACAGGAGAGAAACCAUACAAAUGUGAGGAGUGUGGGAAGGGCUUCAUUUGUAGCUCAAAUCUAUACAUUCAUCAGAGGGUCCACACAGGAGAAAAGCCCUACAAAUGUGAGGAAUGUGGUAAAGGCUUUAGUCGGCCUUCAAGUCUUCAGGCCCAUCAGGGAGUCCACACUGGAGAGAAAUCCUACAUAUGUAAUGUGUGUGGUAAAGGCUUUACUCUGAGUUCAAAUCUUCAAGCCCAUCAGAGAGUCCAUACAGGAGAAAAACCAUACAAAUGCAAUGAGUGUGGGAAGAGCUUCAGGAGGAACUCCCAUUAUCAAGUUCAUCUGGUAGUCCACACAGGGGAGAAACCCUACAAAUGUGAGGUAUGUGGGAAGGGCUUCAGUCAGAGUUCAUAUCUUCAAAUCCAUCUGAAGGCCCACAGCGUGGAGAAACCUUACAAGUGUGAGGAAUGCGGGCAGGGCUUCAAUCAGAGUUCCCGACUUCAGAUUCACCAGCUGAUCCACACCGGAGAGAAGCCACACAAAUGUGAAGAGUGUGGGAAGGGAUUCAGUCGUAGAGCAGAUCUCAAAAUUCACUGUAGAAUCCACACAGGAGAGAAACCGUAUAAUUGUGAGGAGUGUGGGAAGGUAUUCAGGCAGGCCUCAAAUCUUCUGGCACAUCAGAGAGUUCACAGCGGAGAGAAACCUUUUAAAUGUGAAGAGUGCGGGAAGAGCUUUGGUCGCAGUUCACACCUGCAAGCCCACCAAAAAGUGCACACUGGAGAAAAGCCAUACAAGUGUGAGGAGUGUGGGAAGGGCUUCAAGUGGAGCUUGAAUCUGGACAUGCAUCAGAGGGUCCACACAGGAGAGAAACCCUACAAGUGUGGGGAGUGUGGUAAGCACUUCAGUCAGGCCUCAAGUCUUCAGCUGCAUCAGAGCGUCCACACCGGAGAGAAACCGUACAAAUGUGAUGUGUGCGGCAAGGUCUUCAGUCGCUCUUCACAGCUACAGUCUCAUCAGAGAGUUCACACAGGGGAGAAACCUUACAAGUGUGAGACCUGUGGUAAGAGCUUCAGCUGGCGAUCCAACCUUACCAUUCAUCACAGAAUCCACGCCGGUGAUAAAUCUUAUAAAAGCAAUAGGAGUGGUAAGAACAGCAGAGAAUCUACACAGGAAAAUAGUUGCAUAAAAUAAUGUUUUAAAAAGAAAA